AUGAUGCUCCACGCCAUUCCUCAUAUGGCCUUUGCUGCGGCUGCAAUCACUUUACGGAUUAUAAUAGGGGAGUCAUUGAGAAAUUCCGUGGUUGCAGACCGCGUCAAGCUUGUCGUCCCAUGGGCAGGAACCUACCCAGCAGUUAUUCGCUACCUCCCUUGGCCAGCUCCUGAGGUUUUGAGUUCUUGA
Molecule: messenger RNA, 189 nt
Organism: Cadophora gregata
Lineage: Eukaryota; Fungi; Ascomycota; Leotiomycetes; Helotiales; Ploettnerulaceae
Exons: 2
Coding region: 1-189 (62 amino acids)
Source: RefSeq, a predicted model, not a curated record